ACUCAGCGGAAUUUAUUUUAUCGGAGCUGGACAUGUGAUCGGAAAUGAAGGUUUCAAAACGGAGCCCUAGAACCAGGCCUCAGAAUCGCUUUCAACUGGGCAUUUUGGAACUGAAUCAAAUAGGUAUCCAUUACUGUAUUGUUUGAGAAAUCUAGAUAGAGACGACUCACAAGCUAUAAGACAAUUUCCUCUUAGGUUUAAUAUUUGGUGCUAAAUCAUGACUCGUAGGAAAAGUCUUCUAAGAUUAACACCAAAGUGAAGGCUACUAGCUUGAUUAUAAGGUUUCAAUUGGUACCAAUGUCAGCGCCUGAGUUGGAGAGAGCAUUGCACCAUUUUUGAAGGAGUUCCUGAAAAUUAGGUAUCUACCAUUUGACUCUGACAUAUAGUAUGAAUAUUGAAACCAUUACUAUUAUAUUAUAGACCUUGAAGCCAUCAAGUUACAUUAUUUAAUAUUUUUUUUAUGCUGUGACUUCCUAAUAUUCAAUAUUCAGGAUGCGCGACAAUGUUUCAUUCAGAUUUUAAAUCUCUUAAAAAAAAUUCUGAAAUUAAUAUAAAUUUCGUUUUAUUAAAAAGUACUCUUAAUGUUGCCUAGCUUCAUCAUUCACGCCUUGAGAUUUGAGGAGAAGUAUUGUGUAUGAUUCUCUUAUAACUUUACUAAAAUAUACCUAAUUGUUGCCUAGCUUCAUCAUUCAAUGAAUGUGUGAAUAAUUAAGUAGUCUAAACAAUUUAUAUUCAUGUUCGACUUACCAAUUUACCAACAAGCAACAUAUUGGCAUUGUUUGACUUUUAGGGGCAGUAAACUUUCUAAUCUCAUCUUUGCAAAUUAGAAACAAAAUCAUUCAUAAGACAAGCUUUAAUCUAAUGAUAUGAACCAUGGACUUCAAUAGUAUAUUGUGAUAUUGACCUUUGAGCCAUCAAGUUGUAUUUUUGUAUAUUUUUUGUUAGCUGUGAUUUUCGUAUAUUUAAUAUUCAUGGGAGAUAAUGUCUCGUGAUCACAUUUCUAAUCUCUUAAAAGUCUUGUAAGACUAUCACAAAAAAAGUUUUUCUUAGGGAAGUAAGUCAAUGGUACAUUUCUCAGAACCCCAUAGUAGUGUCCUCCUCUCUCUCCCUUUUCAAAAUAUACUAUACAGUAAUGGAUAGCGAACUGAUUCCGUUCCAGAUGGAGGCGAUUCUGGGGCCUGAUUCACAGCCAUUUCAAACCUUUAUUUCCGAUCAUUGGUCCAACUCCAAGGAGAAACGAUCCAAGGCUGAGUGGAUGUUCAACAUGAUGAAGCAAAAGGAUCCAGAGUCCAUUGCUCUUAAGCUUGUUGACUAUCUUGGCCCUUCCCACGACAUUUAUUACCGUGAAAGGUGUGCUGGACUCCUUCGCAAGUUGCUUAAUGAUAAUGACUUGUGCACUUGGCAUAAUCUUAGUGUCUCCACUCAAUCGACCAUCAAAUCUAUGAUCGUUGAUCGUUUCUCCGUUGAAGAACCAGGAUUCAUCAUUCAAGAGCUCCUUAUAACUGUUUGGACGCUUAUUGAUUCAGUUCGCGCAGAUAAAACCUGGCCUGAACUAUUGCCACCCCUGUACCAACGUGUCACUAAUUCCAGUUUAGACCCGUACCUAAAAGGGGCAGCUUGCAUAAUAUUUGCGAUUCUAUCUAAGGACAUAGGCGAAACAACAGCACCUUGCAUAAAAGAUUUGCACAAGCUAUUCCUUAAUACACUGAAUGAUGAUACCCUCCACCUCCAAGUGAGGAUCACUGCCGCAAGAGCUGUGAUCACCUUCAUUCAGAGCAUACCGAGUUCAAAUGAAAAAGAGCGGUUUCAAGAACUAUUGCCAGGUAUGAUGAGAGCUUUGACUGACACAUUGAACAACAAGAGGAGGGAGGAUGCAGCAGAGCAGGUGCUGUUAUUUCUUAUAAAGUUGGCGAAGAAUGAACCUAGGUUCUUGAGGAGGCAGCUAGUGGAUGUGGUGGGUACCAUGUUUGACAUAGCAGAGGAUAAGAGUUUGGAAGAAACGACAAGGCACUUGGCAAUUGAGUUCGUAUUAGCUUUGGUUGAGGCUAGGGAGAAGGCCCCUGGUAUGAUGAAGAAGCUGCCUUUGUUUACUACCACUUGUUUUGCAGUGUUGUUGAAUUUGUUACGGGAUAUUAAGGACAAACCUAGCUGGCAUAGUUCGGAGAUCUGGAAUGACCAGGCAGGGGUUACUGAUAACUACAUUUAUGGUCGGGAGUGUUUAAGCCGGUUUUCUAAAGCAUUAGGUGGCAAGACUAUAGCUCCUAUUGCACUAGAGCAGCUGGAUGCUUAUUUGAUAGUCCCUGAGUGGGAGAAACGGCACGCAGCUCUCAUUGCACUUUCUCAGAUAGCUGAAGGAAGCUCAAAGGUGAUGAUGAAGUAUUUGGAGCAAAUAAUGAAUAUGGUUCUGCAUGCUUUCCAAGAUCCUCAUCCUCGAGUCAGAUGGGCUGCUAUUAAUGCAGUUGCGCAGUUCUCAAUUGACUUCUCUCCACAUUUGCAAGUACAAUACCAUAACUUUGUAUUGCCUGCAUUAGCUGCAGCUAUGGAUGAUUUUCAACAUCCUCGAGUGCAGGCACAUGCAGCUUUAGCUGUCUCGGAUUUCUGUAAAUCUGACAAGCCAGAAACUUUGGUACCCUACUUAGAUAGAAUACUCAACAAACAGCUUGUACUUCUACAGAACGACAACGAAAUGGUUCAAAGAGCAGCAUUAAAGGCAUUGUCUGGUAUUGCUGAUUUAUCUAAGGAGCAAUUCCAAGCGUACUAUGAUUUUGUAAUGCCAUAUUUGAAAACUAUCCGGGCAAAUGCAAAUGAUAAAUCUAAUCACAAGCUUCAAGUCAGAGCCUUCGAGUGCAUAAGCCUGGUUGCAUUGGCUGUAGGCAAAGAGAAAUUCAGAGAUGACUUAGAGCAGGUUAUGGAAGUGCUCAAGUCAUUUCAAAAAUCACAAGUGAGAGAGGCUGAUACUAUUGUUUACAUUCUACAGGCAUCCAACAGAAUUUGCCAGUGCAUAGGGAAGGAUUUUCUUCCUUACAUGAGUACAGUCAUGCCCUCUUUGGUUGAGUGUGCUCAAUUUGAGCCCGAUAAGACUGUAUCGACUGAUAAAUUAUAUGAUAGUAUACACAAAGUCAAGUUCGGGAAGGAAAUGAUAUGCAUCAAAGGAAGUGACCUCCUAGAGGUGAAAUCUAUAGCCUGUGGUCUCCUUGGUAGAUAUGCUCAUAAUUUGAAGGAAGAAUUCUACCCAUGGAUUUCCCAGGCUGCUUCAGUUUUAGCUCCGCUUCUUAAAUUCUAUAUGGACGAUGAUGUCAGGAACUAUGCUAAUUAUGCAUUGUCAUCCCUGUUGCCUUCUGCUGAACUGGCGGUAGAGAAAGGGAUUGCUCAAGGUGGAAACCAGUCAUACUUCAAGCAGUUGUCUGGCGAUAUAAUACUGGCUUUGGGGAACGCUUUAUACUCGGAGUCUGAGGCAAAAAUAAGUGCAAAUAUAUUAUGGGGAUUGAAUGAAUGCCUAUUGAUCUGUGGAUCACUUCUCAAUGAAGAUCAGGUUCAUAGCAUCAUCGAUGAGAUAAAGCACGUUCUUAUGGAAAGUUCACGCAGAAAUGGAGAACUCACAAAGAGAGCAAAAUCAGAAGACUUUGAUGCUGAGGAGGCUGAAUUGCUGAGGGCUGUAAGAGAGCUAGAAGAUGAAGUUUGCAUAAAUGUUGGUAACAUAUUGAUUACACUGAUCCACACAUUCAAGGCUGCUUUCUUGCCUUUUUUCGAUGAGCUUUCAUUAUAUCUAUUGCCUAUGAUGGGAAAGGAUAAAACAGCUGCAGAGAGAAGUAUGUGUUUUCAUGUUUUUGACAUACUUGUGGUGUAUUGCGGUGAAGCAGCUCUAAAGUACUAUAAUAUAUAUCUUCCUUUUCUUUUGAACUCAAGUGACGACGAAAAGCCAGUUGUUAGACAGAAUGCGCUUUAUGGACUUGGGUUGUGUGCGGAACAUGGUGGUUCUGUUUUCAAACCUUUUGUUGGAGAGGCUCUUUCGAGAAUCAAUGUAGUGAUAACACAUCUACACGAUCGUGAGCCUGAGAAUUUAAGUGCAUAUUAUAAUGCUGCUUUUGCGCUUGGUAAGAUAUGUCAAUUUCAUCAGGAAAGUAUCGACUCAGCACAGAUUAUUCCGUCUUGGUUGAAUUGUCUGCCCAUAAAAGAGGACACGGUUAAAGCCAAAGUAGUUCACAAACAGCUCUGUUCAAUGGUUGAAAGAUCAGACGGAAAACUUUUGGGUCCCAACUAUCAGCACCUUCCAAAGGUUAUUUCAGUUUUUGUAGAGGUUUUAUGUGCUGGAGAGAAUCUUGCUGCAGACGAAACUAAAAAAUGCAUGAUUAAUCUUUUGAGGCAUUUUCAACAAACAGUACCAGCAACCACCUUGGCAUCAGCAUGCUCAUUGUUAUUGCCUCAGCAUGAGAUGGAAUUGGAAUCCAUUUUAUCACCCGAGGAAGAUGUUAACAUUUCGACAUACGCAAUGUAACUGCUAGUCUUGUGAACUUGUGGAAAUCAAUUCAUUUUGGUGCUCAGUCCACUCGUCUCGAGCCGUGGAAUCGGCCACUAAUGCUUGCAUCAGGGUAGGCUGCCUACAUCACACCCCUUUGGGAUGCGGCCCUUUUCCGGACCCUGUGUGAACGCGGGAUGCUUUGUGCACCGGACUGCUCUUUUCUACUCCUCUGAUUAAACAUUGUUCAUUUUGGAAUGAGAUUUCACGUUGGGAGGCUUAGGUGUGGAGAAACAUGAACACCGUGCACUGCAAGUAGUGGAAACAUGUAUCUAUGUAUAAACUAGUUAAGAGCUAGCCCGUGCUGAGCCCGGGCCCGAGUUCAAAGUGGAUAAGUAAUACUUUUUGAGUUUUGAUUAAAAUAGAAUAACAUGUGGUACAUUCUUAAAUUUCUGUUAAA
Nicotiana tabacum (common tobacco) is the source of this 4916-nucleotide messenger RNA. RefSeq lists its product as uncharacterized. The record is from RefSeq and is a predicted model, not a curated record. Lineage: Eukaryota; Viridiplantae; Streptophyta; Magnoliopsida; Solanales; Solanaceae. Gene Ontology annotation, biological process: protein import into nucleus.